UACCGGUUGUAUGAAACUAGGCAGGUUGAUAUGAUGUUGAUAUUGUGAUGUUUAAUAUUUUUUUCAUGUUUGUAAAGUCUAAAAUAUAACUUUUAGUAAUUUGAUGCGGAAAAAGAAGGUUAUGCAAGAACUUCAACUUGUUCGAGUUCAACGAUAUCGUGUACAUUUGGUGUUUGUUAAUUUAAAAUAUUGAGCAAAGAAUACUUGAGAUUUUAUUUCAAAUUUUCAUGCCAGAAUAUAUUAUAAGUGUUAUAAUAUAACUUAUAAGUAAUAAACCUCGAUCUUUAAACCUAAUUUUAUAAAAAGUUAAUCAGUGUAUGUGGUCAUAAUUUUUAAAAGAACAUGCACAAUUUGAAGAAAUUAUCAUGCAGAACAUCAGAAUGGAAUGGAGUCUCAAGUUUGCAGAAUCUGUUGAUUUCAGCAGGGCUAGUUUUCUUUGUAUUUUGUGGUGUGUCUGGAUUUGUUACUGCUGAAAGCUCAGAAGAGAAAAUUUUAAAUGUACCAAGUCCAGCUAUUCAGUUAGACCCUAAAAAUGCAGUAAAAUUUAAUUAUCCAGAUGAGUUCAGUGAGAAAGGUGGUGAUUUUAAAAAGCCAAGUAAAUUCUUGAAUAAAUUUGGAAAGACAGGAGAACUGGGUUUUAUUCAUGCAUUUGUUGCAGCAGUUUCUGUGAUUAUUGUCUCUGAGCUGGGAGAUAAAACUUUUUUCAUUGCUGCUAUCAUGGCAAUGCGUCACCCUCGACUUACAGUUUUUCUGGGUGCUAUAACAGCACUAAUCGUUAUGACCAUUCUUUCAGCUUGUCUUGGAUUUGCUACAACCAUCAUUCCUAGGAUGUAUACUUACUAUAUUUCAACAGCUCUGUUUGCCCUCUUUGGGUUGAAGAUGCUAAAAGAAGGUUACUCAAUGUCUCCCGAUGAAGGCAAAGAAGAAUAUGAAGAGGUGCAAAUCACAUUAAAUAAAAAAGACAGUGAGUUUGAUAAAAUUGCUCAAACCCAAGAUGUUGAAACAGGAGUCAUUAGUAAUGGCCCUGUCAGAACAAUACACAGAAAAUUGAUGGUGUUCCUGUCACGUAUUUUUCUGCAGUCAUUCACUAUGACAUUCCUAGCAGAAUGGGGAGAUCGUUCCCAGCUAACAACAAUUAUUCUUGCUGCUCGUGAGGAUGCUGUUGGUGUAACCCUUGGUGCUGCUGUUGGACAUGCUAUAUGUACAUUAUUAGCUGUCCUAGGUGGUAGGAUUGUUGCCCAACGAAUAUCUGUUAGAACAGUGACCUUAAUUGGAGGAUGUGUUUUCCUGGCUUUUGCUGUUUCUGCUCUUGUUGUUGGUCCAGGAUCUUAAUCAGUACUAGUGCGAUAAUCGAUAAUCAUAUCUGCUCAGUGAGUGGUUAUAUGAAUGAAAUGCUUAAGCCAAAUAAGAAGAGAUUUUUACUCAUUCCUCCAAAAGAUGUUGAGUGAUUUUUGCAGUCUGAGACUGUGUUCCAUUACACUAUGUAGAAAAAAAAAAAGAGAAAUUAAAUUUAAAGUGAAUAUUUUAAAACCCCUGCUUUCUGUUUUGUCUUAUCUUUUUGUUUUUAAAGAGAGACGUGAACUCUGAAGUUGUCUUAACUGUCCAAAGUGUUUCAGGUUUGAAGUAAGUGAUACUAAGAUGGUAUUCUUGUUUAGCCAUAUUGCAAUUUAACAGCAGGAAAGAGAGAGAAAAACUUUAUUCAAGUGGUUGUUCAUAUUAAUCUGGCUAUUUUGACAUGUUUUAUGAUACUUAAUUUAUCUCUUUUUUUUUUUUUUUUGAAGAAGCUCUAUUACAACUAUAUGUCACAACACCAAGAAGUAGCUGGGUUAGAUUAUGCUGUUUUUUAAGUUGCUGAUCCCUAUUUUUGGUUUAUACAUAAAGGUAUGUUCUUUCUUUCAUUAUAUUCAGUAUGUUAGUUGUUACUUUCCAUUAUCUGAUCAUGUGGCUGAAGAUUGUACCGCCAAGAUAGAAUUGUUAUGUAAUAUAAUCAGAUAGCACUAUUGUGUUCUUUUAGUUUUUAUUUUAAUACUAUGCAAAUUUUUCCAAUUUCUGAAGCUCUGUAUUGGCAAAAAAGUUUAAAAGUUAUUUUCUCGAACAUUUUUUCGAUCUUUCAGCAGUAUUGUACCUUAAAAUGUCAGAAAAAUAGGUAUUGUUCUCCUAAUGGGACUAUGGAAUGGUAUAGGUUUUAUUACUUCCUUUAUGAAGGUUACAGCUUAUUAGUUGUUUUGGAAUCAUUUUGCUUUGAUAUCUUAUUUGAUUGGGAAAUACACAUUUGUAUCAAGAAGAUCUACAAAAAUUGAAGUUGUUUGUUAUCUUGUUUCAUCAUAAAGUUGUUGGCCAUGUUUUAAAAGUAUAAGGAGCCUAGAAUUACAAAACUGUUAUGUUCAUAAGACCAGGUGGUAAAAGUGUUGUUGUCUGUAUAUCCUGUCAGACUCCCCUGAGUAUGUAGGGGGUGAUCAUGAUACAAGGAUGAGUGUCUAAGCUUACCACUGUUGGUGUUCUGCAUGAUACACUCACAACUUCCAAGGAUCUGUUUGAGCAACUUGUUGCUACAGAAGUCCAUGGUGAUUUAACUGGUACAUCUGCAAAAAGUAUAACUUGUGUUCUAAAUAUUUGUACUUUCAUUUUGUUAAAGAAGUACCAUGUUGACUUGAACUUAUAGCUGGAUGCUUUGCCUUGAUGUAGCACCCAGUAGAUUACCUUAUAGUAUAGAGGUGUCACCUCAUAGAGUUCACCUUGACAUUAUCUCAACUCUCAAGAUGCUUAAGUUAACAUUAUAGUUGGAACUUAUAACAAGCAUAAUUUCUUUAUAACUCUUGCAAUAUACUCCAUACUAAUAUUAAAAUGUUGCAUCACUUGCAGAUCAUUUAUAAGUUGUCUAGACAUUUUCAAACAUUUAAAUAAACACACACUUUGUCUGAUGUAAUGGUAUGCUUCCACAAUUCACAUGCUAACUUAUGCUAGUACAGUCUUCCAGAGAAGUUUGGGAGAAGCAUGCAAAUGUUAUUGUAUAAUUUUUAUAGACCUAAAUCCAAAUGAAUUAUCUUGUUUAUAGUUCCAAGGGAACAUUUUAUUUUAGCUUCAAUGAACUGCUGUAUUUUUAUGGUAGAUAAUGGAUAUGCUGGUGAAACAUGAUCGGUAGGUCAUUAUAUUUUGUAAUGUUAUAUGACAAUAUAACCAUUAAUUGUUUGAUCAAAUCUCACUUUACUAUCCUAUGUGGGUUUUAAGUAAGGAGAAUGUAAUAGCUUUUCAACUACAAACACUUUGUGUGAUAUAUGCUGCUUUUGAGGUGGCCUUUCGCUCAAUCUGAGAGCUCAUCAUUUUGUUCAAGUUUAUUAUACAUACACAGCCUUAUUUCAAAUGCUACUGAUAUCAUUCUUAUAAGAGGUACUUAUUCCUUUGGUAUAUAAUGCUGGUAAAGCAGAUCUAUAGAUUGUUUUUUGUGAUAAUACCUUACAAUAAAACUGAUAAUAAUGUUUAUUAUAUUCUUACUGGGAAUCCAUAUAGGGUCAUAAAGAGAGAAAUAUGAUAAUAUUAUUAUAAAUUCUAUUGUGGCAUAAUAUUGCAAAAACUUUUGUCAAGGUUAAUAGCCUAUUAGAUCACUUAAGUAAAAUCAUUAAUUAGUAACUUUAUUUUUAAUAUUUAGAUUCCAAUUACUAACUAGUUAGUAACUAAAUUUCUAAUUUAUUAUCAAACUUAGUCUAUAACCAUGAUAAUAAUUGAUAUCUGGUCGCUACAACCUUACUGUAAUUACUUAAUCAGAAGAAUUGCAGAUCUACAGAACCACUGUGUUCUUAGGUUGUUUUUAGUGAUAAGCUUCUAACUUUCUUCACUACCUUCAUUGUGUGACUGGUAUCCUGUUUUUUUUCCUGCUGGAAUCACACCUUCCCUUCCUUUACUGAUUCGAGUUAACACUACAGAUAUCUUUCUUAAAAAUGUUAAAUAUCUAUGCUUUCAUGCAUAUAUAACUACGGAACAGAAGAACUUUACAUCAAAAUGGCCUAUGAUGUAACCCUCCCAAAAUAGGUAAAUUUUAGGUGCCAUCUAUACUUGCAAAUCACUAUACUUCAACUGAAUUGCAACAACAGGGCUUUUAAUCUAUCACAGGCCAUUGGAAUGGCUAGGAACAAGAUAGUUAAAACUGUUAAAUAGAUCAUGAAUAGCCCUUUACAUAUGGAAAAUUGAUGUAAUUGUCAUUUUUUAUUCUGUUCAUGUAUGUACAAAAUGUUUACGGUCUAGAAAAAUAUGUAGUUGUGAUAAAUUGUAUGAAAUAUAAUUAAGUUUCAUAUUAGAGCAGCUUUGUUGAUAUUUCACCUAUAAAUCUGGCUAAUAGGGCAGGUUUAUGUUAUGUAUUUACCAAAACUGCACUAGGUUGCAGAAUGGAUUCAAUAAGUUUGACGGUUGUUUAUACUUUUGUAUUUUUUGGUUGGUAUUAAUAUUGGGGUUCUUAUCAAGUAUUUCAUUAGAUUAUUUUUAACUGAAGGUGUGGACUAGAGGUUAACUGCAGUAAUGUAGAUAUGAGGGCUCAUAGUUUUGUGUAUUGUUACUGUAAAACUAAAUAAAAUAUGUCACUUUGCACUUGGAGUUGUGGGUGUGUUUUAAGAGUGAUGGUUAAAUCCACUUAUUAAAUUAGAGUAGCCCAAGAGCAGGUGGUAAGUGCUGUUGAGUUACUGCCUUCCUUUCCUCUAGUUCAUGAGGGAUGGCUAACACAGAUUGUCCUUGUGUGACUUUGCACAUAUAUAUACAAAAUAUAAAUUCACUUGAAGUCCUUGUGGCUGGAAAAAUAAAUAUUCUGACGUCAGUCCAUAUGAGUAGUAGACGAUAUAUAAAAUUAUCUAUAUGAAGAUUUAGAGUAUUGUCUUUACCUAGUUUUUAUAGCAAUAAUGUUUUGUAGGUGGUAAAACUAGUUUGAAAAAAGGUGAUUUUUUUAUCUGGGAGUUUUGGGGAUGCUGAAGUCUAUUUGAAUGUUCAAGAAAAUACAAGCUUCAUGAGAGGACAUAUAUCUGUAUUCUUAAGUAAUAUUUUUAUACCAAAGAUAACAGUUCUAGUAUUUAAAUAUGGGUCUUUUUAAUUCUUAGGUUUUUACCUGUAUAAUUUUAGAAUUAAUUUUAAAAACAUUUUAACUC
Molecule: messenger RNA, 5126 nt
Organism: Limulus polyphemus (Atlantic horseshoe crab)
Lineage: Eukaryota; Metazoa; Arthropoda; Merostomata; Xiphosura; Limulidae
Product: transmembrane protein 165-like
Exons: 8
Coding region: 343-1332 (329 amino acids)
Biological process (GO): Golgi calcium ion transport; Golgi calcium ion homeostasis; calcium ion transmembrane transport
Cellular component (GO): Golgi apparatus
Molecular function (GO): manganese ion transmembrane transporter activity; calcium ion transmembrane transporter activity
Source: RefSeq, a predicted model, not a curated record